Molecule: messenger RNA, 2049 nt
Organism: Branchiostoma belcheri (Belcher's lancelet)
Lineage: Eukaryota; Metazoa; Chordata; Leptocardii; Amphioxiformes; Branchiostomatidae
Exons: 14
Coding region: 1-1887 (628 amino acids)
Source: RefSeq, a predicted model, not a curated record
AUGGUGGAAGAGGAGCAUUCCUACGAAAAGUAUUUGUGGAAAAAUACCCAUUUUGCAGACUACAAUGGGAACUGGGGAGAGUGGAGUAAGUGGGAAUGUACUGAGCCAUGCAAGUCUGGUGUUAAGGCUAGGAGGGAGCGCUACUGUGACGACCCUGCUCCAACACCUGGACAUCACUGUAUUGGGGAUGAGCAGGGGGCACAAAAGCAGGUAGAACCUGCUGCGUGUGAGGAGUACUGUGCAAAAGAGUGGAGUGAGUGGAGUGAGUGGUCUGUGUGCUCCAUGACCUGUGAUGCUCCUGUCAGGAAGAGGAUCAGGGACUGUCUGGGGAUCGGGGCUCCCUGUCCUGGAGAGAAGGAGGAGGUCAAGGACUGUGAUCAAAAGUGGAGGCAUGACCCCUGUCCUCCUCAGCAUGGUGAGUGGGGCUUGUGGGGCCCAUGGUCACCAGACUGUUACCCACAGUGCAAUGAAGGACUGCACACCAGACACAGGGACUGUGACAGCCCUCCCCCUAUAGGGGAGGGGGAAUACUGCGAAGGAGAGGAUGAAGACACAAAGGAGUGUGAGGUUCCGGAGUACAUGAUGAAUCAGUGUGGAGCUGUAGCAGAGUGGACCAAAUGGGGAAAGUGGCAACAGUGCACAGCAACCUGUGGCAGGGCUAUGGGAUUCAGGGUAAGGCAGUGCAAGAACCCAGAUGGUAGUCUGACAAACUCCUGUCGUGGGCAGGACAAGCAAGAGGCUCAGUGUUCCCUACCACCAUGUUCUUUACUGCUAGAACAAGGGAAACCCACAGAGGAACAGCUAAAGAAACAAGCACUUGAACAACUUAUGGAGGAAGAGAAAGCCAAAAUCCAUCACGACAUAACAGUAGAGACAGUUGCAGAUGUUAAACUACCCUGUAAACAUGUAAAGACUCAGAUGUCUCCUGAAUCAGCGGAGUGGAAAAAAGACGGCAAGUCCAUCGAGGUGGAGGGAAAACACUUGGUGUUGGACAAGUGGGAUCUUACUAUCAGGUCCACUGAGGUUGAAGACACAGGCAUUUAUGUGUGCAGAAGGGGUGACUUGAAAGACAGGCCAAUAAUAUACGCAGUAACAGUUAUCCCAGACAAGGCUAAACCUCCACAGAUUGUGAAGUCUGAAGCCCACACCAAGCUGCCCUGCAAACCCGGGGUGUUAGCCAUCCUUAUCAAGGGGGCCACUGCUGUAUGGAAAAGGGAUAACAAGGUCAUCAAGAAAAUGGACGACCUGAAAAGCCCCAGUCUUGUAAUGACCAAACCUAUUGUGGAGGACUCUGGCUUAUACACCUGUACUGUGAAAGAUCCAGAGACGAAGAGACACUACACAACCAACAGGGUGCAACUAAAGGUUGUCAAGGCCAACAUGAUGGACAAAGCCCUUGGCAAGGCUCUUGAUAUCAAAUCUAACAACCCAGCUGUCUUCUUCGGGGCCAUUGGUGGAGUAGUGGGUUUCAUAGUGCUUGUUGGCAUUGUGUGCUUGAUCUUGAAAAGAAUCCAGGCCAAGGAAGUGGAGGAGCAGCCAUUGUCGUCUGAUGAGGAAGAGAAAAUUGGAAUGAUACCGCAGGGGUCCCAGUCUGAGGAGAGUGAGGGAGAGGAGGGACCAGUAGAUGACAAGGGAGAGGGUGGUGGAGAGGGUACAACUGAGGUCGCACCAGAAGAGGAAAAGGGAUCAGGCAGUGAUCAGAAUGCAGAACAAAAAGGUGACACUGAUGAGGGAGAAAGUGACAAUGAAGGUGAUGAUGAUGGAGACAGUGAUGGUGGAGGAAGUGAAAGUGGAGGAAGUAAUGGUGCAGGAAAGGAUAAAGAUACAGGUGCAGAAAGUGAUGAUGAGGGUGAGGAGUCUAGUGAAGAUGAUAGUGAUCAGACUUAGAUUAGACAUGUCUUGGUAGUUAAGACUAACAUUGAUGAAAAAGACUGAUUUGUCUGCAUUUCAUGCAGAAUUGAAGGAAUUAUGAGAACUUGUUUAUUAUUGCACAGAAGUUAGGUAUGUAAUCUGUAUCUCAUUCUUGCUGUCUUUGCUACAACUAAUAGU